This is a messenger RNA of Salvia miltiorrhiza (redroot sage), 2011 nucleotides long. Its product is annotated as purple acid phosphatase 23. NCBI's taxonomy places the organism in Eukaryota, Viridiplantae, Streptophyta, Magnoliopsida, Lamiales, Lamiaceae. The transcript is spliced from 8 exons. Bases 185 to 1945 code for a protein of 586 amino acids. Gene Ontology annotation, molecular function: acid phosphatase activity; metal ion binding. The record is from RefSeq and is a predicted model, not a curated record.
AGAAUAUUCCAAGAAUAAAAUAAGUUGAUCAUCACUGAUCCAUCAUUCAACAUACAAAGCAAAAAACAGUGGUCGUUAAAGUGUAACUGUGAAAGUGAAACUCUUGCAAUCCAUGUUUAUCACAAAUUUACUCAAUCUUUAUCAACACAACUGUAUCACCAUCAAGAAGAAACAAACUUAAGAAAUGGAUAACCUCCUGUUCUUAGCUCUGAUGAUCACGACCACAAACAAGGUGUUUGCAGCUUCAUCUCACCACAUUCCGACCACCCUAGAAGGCCCUUUUGCGCCGGUAACUCGCCGUUUCGACGCGUCGUUGCGCCGCGGCAGCGAUGACUUGCCUAUGGAUCAUCCUCGCCUGAGGAAGAAUGUCACCUCUAAUUUUCCUGAGCAGAUUGCUCUUGCAUUGUCCACUCCAUCCUCACUCUGGGUUUCUUGGCUCACUGGGGAUGCACAGAUUGGGCUGAAUGUGACACCACUUGAUCCCACAACUGUGGCUAGUGAGGUGUGGUAUGGCAAAGAGAGUGGUAAAUACACUGCUAAAAAAAGUGGGAUUUCUCUGAUUUACAGUCAGCUUUAUCAGUUUGAGGGGCUCUUGAAUUACACCUCUGGCAUCAUUCAUCAUGUCAAAAUUGAUGGGCUUGAAGCUAAGACAAAAUAUUACUACAAGUGUGGGGAUAGUUCCAUAGAUGCAAUGAGUGAGGAGCAUGUGUUUGAGACAUUGCCAUCACCUAGUUCUGAGAGUUACCCUUGUAAGAUUGCAGUGGUUGGAGAUUUAGGCCUCACUAGCAACUCCACCACCACCAUUGACCAUCUCAUCACCAAUGAUCCUUGCCUGGUUUUGAUGGUUGGCGACUUGACAUACGCGAAUCAGUAUCUCACCACCGGAGGCAAGGGGGCCUCUUGCUACUCCUGCGCCUUUCCUGACUCGCCCAUCAGAGAGACUUACCAGCCCCGUUGGGACGGGUGGGGAAGGUUUAUGCAGGCCGUGACAUCGAGGGUGCCUAUGAUGGUGAUCCAAGGGAACCAUGAGAUUGAGCCUCAAGCUAAUGACUUAACAUUUGUCUCAUAUAUGAGUAGAUUUUCAGUCCCUGCAGAGGAGUCUGGUUCAGACAGCAAAAUGUACUACUCCUUUGAUGCAGGAGGUGUACAUUUUGUGAUGUUGGGAGCUUAUGUGGACUACAAUAGGACAGGUGAGCAGUAUGCUUGGCUGAAGAAAGACCUGGAGAAUGUGGACCGUGGAACGACCCCGUGGCUGGUGGCCACGUGGCAUCCGCCGUGGUACAACAGCUACUCGUCUCACUAUCAGGAGUUCGAGUGCAUGAGGCUGCAAAUGGAAGCGCUUCUGUAUCUACAUGGAGUUGACAUUGUGUUUUCUGGUCAUGUGCACGCGUAUGAGCGAAUGAACCGGGUGUACAACUACACGUUGGAUCCGUGUGGGCCCGUGUACAUCACGGUUGGGGAUGGGGGUAAUAUCGAGCAAGUAGAUGUUGAUCAUGCAGAUGAAGAGGGGAAAUGCCCUUCUCCUAGUGACAAUGUGCCCGAAUUUGGGGGCGUGUGUCACACGAAUUUCUCGUUUGGAGCAGCACAAGGCAAGUUUUGCUGGGAGACGCAGCCUGAGUGGAGUGCAUACAGAGAAAGCAGCUUCGGACAUGGCAUGCUCGAGGUUGUGAACUCGACGUAUGCGCUUUGGACAUGGCAUAGGAAUCAGGAUAUGUACAAAGAAAACAGCCGCGGUGAUCAGAUUUACGUUGUUCGACAGCCUGACUUGUGUUUGGCUUCAUCCAAGAAAAAUGGAACAUCCCCUGCUUUACCACCAUCAAAUGUUGCUGCUGCUGCUUUUACCAGUCCUCUGCUACUCACCAUUUUGUUCCACUUGGUUGCUGUAUCUCUCCAAACUCUCAGUUAUGUGAAUACUCUCAUUCAUCACUCACUUUGUAUGAUUUGAAGCAAGAAAGAAGCAGAAACCUCUCAAAAUAUGUUUAUGAAAAAACUAUCAACAUUUGAUACAUCA